AUGGUUGGAAAAACUUACAUGGUCACCAAGGCAAUUCUCCCUGCCUUCACAAUGAGACUAUCUUUCACUCUGUUCCAUCAGCUAUCAGAAGUUGAAUUUGUUGAUAUACUCUCAACUGUCCUUCUGAAAGACGGUAAGGCAGAUGUUGCUGGUUUCCGAUCCCCAUACGAGGACAUGAAUUUGAUGAUUUGUGAAGCCCCUGUAAAAUUUGUGGCCCCUGUAAAAUUUGUGGCCACAAAAUGUUCCAUUGCAGAUGUAACCAGUGCUUCUUUUCUAGCAUGGAGAGUUGGGACUGUGAUGAGCUUCUCAAACACUACAGUCUCACUGCAUGGUUUUCAAUUUUCAGAUUACAAGCUAGAUGUAUACAUUAAUGGGAAGGCUUGUAGCGGCAUGACGAUUCAAUGA
This is a messenger RNA of Dovyalis caffra, 405 nucleotides long. The record is from the annotation of a GenBank genome assembly. Lineage: Eukaryota; Viridiplantae; Streptophyta; Magnoliopsida; Malpighiales; Salicaceae.